GACUGAAAACAGUGUGGUCGACUCAAACGCACUGCAUGUGAAACCUUUUUCUUUUUAAUUUUAGCUUCGUGAAGAAAAUACAUUUCUUAAUUAUCGAUUUGAUGUAAUCGGGUUAAUUAAAUUCGUAAACCCAGCUCGGUUUGAAUGCGUCAGAUCCGUGUCAGAUCCGUGUUCCUGGUAGCUUUUGUCCAUCUUGACGCUUCUCGUAAAACAUCAUGUGGAAUACAGGUAUCUCUUGGACAAAAUGAGGACUAUUAUUAGUAAAACAACGUUUUUAUGUCUCUUCCUGUUGGUCAUGGACGGUGUGUUUGGUGCUGCUCCAGAUGUAAUGAAGUCGGUGACUGAGGGAGAUUCUGUCACUCUAAACACUGAUGUUACUGAACUACAGAGAGAUGAUCAGAUACUGUGGAUGUUUGGACCUAAAGAGACCCGUAUAGCUGAAAUCUAUAAGCUUGUGAUUGAUAUGUUUAACAGUCAUGAGAUAUUUGGAGACAGACUGAAGCUGGACAAUCAGACUGGAUCUCUGACCAUCAGAAACACCAGAAGCACAGACUCUGGGCUUUAUAAACGACAGAUCCGCAGCAACAGAGGGAACUCAGACAAGAUAUUUAAUGUUACCGUCUAUGCUCCUCUUCCUGUUCCUGUCAUCAGCAGUAACUCUUCCCAAUGUUCUUCAUCAUCCUCAUCCUCAGAGCAGAAAUGUUCAUUGGUGUGUUCAGUGGUGAAUGUGGGUCAUGUGACUCUCUCCUGGUACAAAGGAAACAGUUUAUUGUCCAGCAUCAAUGUGUCUGAUCUCAGCAUCAGUCUCUCUCUACCUCUGGAGGUGGAAUAUCAGGAUAAAAACAGCUACAGCUGUGUGUUAAACAAUCCCAUCAGCAACCAGACUCAACAUCUGGACAUCACUCAGCUCUGUAAAAUUUCAGAAUGCAGUUCAUGGCUGGUUGUAAUAAUCUGCGGUUGUUCUGCAGUAGUUCUGGCUAUGAUAGCAAUUGUGAUGUUCAUCCUUUACAGGAAAUACAGAAAAUCAAGGCCAAAAGCUGAAACCGUUCCGACAGACGAGAGUGAGGUAGUUUACGCAGAAACAACAUUUGUACCUAAUGAAAAAAACAAGAAGGCUAAUGGGACAGAAGAGACGAUAUACUCCGCCGUCAAAAAACACUGAUCAAACAAGCAGAAGUCUCUCAUUUCACCACAUUGGCUUUAUACGCCUGCAUCUGUCAGUAUUACUGCACUUGAUCGAGGAGAUGAAAACAUGAUUUGUCCUGGAUUUUAUUUGCCUUUUAACUUCAAAUAAUUUUUGGGAGGAAUUUUGUGGUCCAAACAACAUUCAGCCGCAUUCACUCUUACUGUAUAAAAUGUGUAUUUAAAAUAUUGUAUGAAAAACAAAAUAUCUUCAUAUGUUCACCAUUAGACUGAACUUUUUUUGCUUGUUUCGUUUUUGGGUUUUUUUGCAUAUCCAAAUUCCCCUCUGGCUAACAAAUCUAUAUUUUGCAUGUAGACGGAGCAAGAAUUAAAAUGGCUAUUAAAAUCAACUGACUUAAUUCAGAAAUUACUACAUUCUUGUACAAAAGGAUUUUUCUAUGUGAUGCAAUAAAAUGUAGAAACGUUCAUGCCUUGUUUAUGCUCUUUCAGCUUGUCUGAUAAACAGAAUAACUGGCAGUUAUUCAUGUCCUCAGGGUUUUUAUGUGAAGCCACAGGACUCUGCCCCAACUCAUGCUGUCAUUCCAGUAAUUCUUAUCUUUCUGCCCUGUAUCAUAGCACUGCAAGUCAUUACAUGUCUCAUCCUACACUAUACCGCUUUACUCCCACAGGCUUUGUGCUGCAUCUGAUGAAAUUUAACCCUGAUCUGUGCUGUUUGUUUGUGUUAAACUUUAAAUUUUUUUUGUUUUUCCCUUUUCAUUGUCAUUAGUGUUUUUAUAGAAAUCCCAACGUUCCAGAAAAUCAGAAGUCAGUUAUUUCCAGAAAUAAAGAGUUUGAAAUUUAACUCAAAUUACAACACUGUUUAUGAAGGUGUUUGUUCAUGCUUUAGGUCAGUGACUUUCAAUGUGUUUGUAAAUUAAUACAAUUUGUAAAUAAAAUUCAGUGUGUUAACUAGACCCCAGGGUGAGUAAAAUAUGAUUUUUAGAAUAAACACUUAAUUUAUUUGGUUAUGACACACUGCCUCUUUAAAAUGGUGAAUCACACAGUUUUAAAUGAGUAGUUAACCACUGUAUUAGAAGCACGUUUGCUCUAUUUACAUCACGAAGUGGAUGUGAAUUCGAUUGAACAAUUAUGAGUUACUGCCUCCUUGUGUCUGCAGAAGAGAAUGGCGUGAGUGAGGUUGUGAUGCUGGCUUUUUCUUGUUCACGCCCAUUCUAGAUCUGACGUAA
Molecule: messenger RNA, 2369 nt
Organism: Carassius auratus (goldfish)
Lineage: Eukaryota; Metazoa; Chordata; Actinopteri; Cypriniformes; Cyprinidae
Product: SLAM family member 5-like
Exons: 6
Coding region: 245-1162 (305 amino acids)
Source: RefSeq, a predicted model, not a curated record